AACACAAAGACAGAGAGGUCAAGAGGAGGAGAAAACACGUGGGUCGGCUUGUGCCCGGAGACCUGUCCUUCUUCCUGCUAAUGUGAACUUGUUUUUGUGCUGUUUGAUGUGUCUGCAUGCAGCUAGCUCACCUCUCUGACCGGACAACACCGAUACACUCUACAUACACAUCUCUACACCUGACCUCCCAAAGCAACGGGGUUUUCUGUUGCUGACUCUGACAGCUGCUUGUUUGUGGAAAUUUACAUCAUGGUGAGCAAAACGGAUGAGAUACCAGCAGCAUCAGUGGCGACCUGCACCACGGUGGAGCUCUCUCAGGAGGGAGAGGCACCGAGCAGCAAAGACACCAAGAAGAAACAGCUGAAGGAGUGCUGUCCAUGCGCGCACGGUGCAGCUACAGCAGUGAUGAAUGGUGACGGAGGACACGAGGAGACAGAGUCCAAGCAGGAUGGCAGCACUGAUCCUGAUGCGGGUGAUGACUCCAACGAGCAGGAGGUGAUCGUGAUUCAGGACACUGGCUUCACUGUGAAGAUUCAGGCACCAGGAAUCGAGCCAUUUGACCUGCAGGUGUCUCCACAGGAAAUGGUGCAGGAGAUCCACCAAGUGCUUAUGGACCGUGAAGACACUUGCCAUCGCACUUGUUUUUCUCUGCAGCUCGACGGCAAUGUGCUGGACAACUUUGCCGAGUUAAAGUCCAUUGAGGGACUUCAAGAGGGAUCCCUGCUCAAAGUGGUAGAAGAGCCUUAUACAGUGCGCGAGGCUCGCAUUCACGUUCGUCAUAUAAGAGAUCUGUUGAAGAGCCUGGAUCCCUCGGAUGCUUACAAUGGAGUAGACUGCAACUCUCUGUCCUUCCUCAGUGUCUUCACAGAUGGAGAUCUUGGAGAUAGUGGCAAACGUAAAAAGAAGGGCAGUGAGCUUGAACAGAUCGACUGUACUCCUCCUGAACACAUUCUGCCUGGCAGCAAAGAGCGCCCCCUAGUCCCCCUCCAGCCACAGAACAAAGACUGGAAGCCACUUCAGUGCCUCAAGGUCCUCACAAUGAGUGGCUGGAACCCUCCGCCCGGCAACAGGAAAAUGCACGGAGACCUUAUGUACCUGUACGUUGUGACAGUAGAAGAGCGGCACGUCAGCAUCACUGCCUCCACACGCGGAUUCUACCUCAACCAGUCAACCACCUACAAUUUCAACCCUAAGCCUGCCAACCCCAGCUUUCUGAGCCACUCUCUGGUGGAACUGCUGAGUCAGAUCAGCCCAGCCUUUAAGAAGAACUUCACCGCCCUGCAGAAGAAAAGAGUCCAGAGACAUCCAUUUGAGAGAAUAGCCACACCGUUCCAGGUGUACAGCUGGACUGCACCCCAGAUUGAUCAUGCCAUGGACUGUGUGAGGGCAGAGGAUGCCUACACCUCACGUUUAGGAUAUGAGGAACACAUACCUGGCCAGACCAGAGACUGGAAUGAAGAGUUGCAGACAACAAGAGAGCUCCCACGCAAGAACUUGCCAGAACGUUUGCUGAGAGAGAGAGCCAUUUUCAAGGUUCAUAGCGACUUUGCUGCAGCAGCUACGCGUGGUGCCAUGGCGGUAAUUGACGGAAAUGUGAUGGCUAUCAAUCCCGGCGAGGAGACACGCAUGCAGAUGUUUAUCUGGAACAACAUCUUCUUCAGCUUGGGCUUUGAUGUCCGCGAUCACUACAAAGAGCUGGGAGGAGAUGCUGCAGCACACACCGCCCCCACCAACGACCUGAACGGAGUGAGAGCGUAUGGUGCAGUGGAUGUGGAAGGGCUGUACACGCUGGGCACUGUGGUUGUGGACUACAGGGGUUACCGUGUCACCGCGCAGUCCAUCAUCCCCGGGAUCCUGGAGCGUGAACAAGAACAGAGCGUCAUCUAUGGCUCCAUUGAUUUUGGAAAGACUGUGGUGUCCCACCCCAAGUACCUGGAGCUGCUCGAGAAGACGAGCCGGCCUCUGAAGGUGCAGCAUCAUUCUGUUCUCAAUGAAAAGGACACGGCUGUGGAGCUCUGCUCGUCUGUCGAGUGCAAGGGGAUCAUCGGCAAUGACGGGCGUCACUACAUCCUGGACCUGCUACGCACUUUUCCUCCUGAUCUCAACUUCCUGCCUGUGGAAGGGGAGGAGCUAAACCCCGAGAGCCAGAAGCAGGGCUUUCCUCGACAGCAUCGUCACCGUCUGGCCUGUCUACGCCAGGAACUCAUUGAAGCCUUCGUAGAGCACAGGUAUCUCCUUUUCAUGAAGAUGGCAGCACUCCAGCUGAUGCAGCACAAAGCACAUAAAGACAGCAAGAUUGCAGCCUUGCCCGAGAACGCAACAGACGAGGCCGAUAGCAAGCCGGCAUCAGCACCAGACGCCUCUGAGAAUGCCGCUGAAACUGCGACACCAGUCUCUGUCUCAGCAACCGCUUCUGAAUCCACGCAGACACCUGAAGCAGCCGAGCAUCAGCAGGCCACAGCUACAGAAAACUCUGCAGCAACCACUAAUGGUACCGUCUCGUUGGGUGCUGAUGAACCCACAGGUCCAGAGAGACACAAUGGAGGCUGUGAGAGUCCUCUGGAGGGUAAGGUGGCCCUUGAAACUAUACCAGGAUUAGCUCAGGCUAAAGAGCUGGCUGAAUCUUUAGCAGCAGAAGAUGGAUCUGGGAUUGACCCCAAAAGCCGAGAGGUCAUCCUCAACGCAUGCAAAGCAGUGGGCUCCAUCAGCAACACUUCCUUUGACAUUCGCUUCAACCCAGACAUCUUCUCACCAGGAGUGCGUUUCCCUGAAGACAGUGCUGAAGAUAUUCAGAAGCAGAAGCAGCUUCUUAAAGAUUCAGCAGCCUUCCUGGUGUCUUGUCAGAUCCCAUCUUUGAUAAAAGACUGUUUAGAGCACACUGCCCUGCCAAUGGAUGGAGCCACGUUGACCGAGGCCCUCCAUCAGCGUGGCAUCAACGUGCGCUACCUCAGCAAUGUGCUGGAGUUUGUGGACAAGAUGCCUGCAAAACCACAGCUUGAUCAUUUCUAUAGAAUAGGAAUCACUGAGCUGAUCACAAGAUGCACUAAACAUAUCUUUAAGACCUACCUCCAGGGUGUCGAGCUUUCAGCCCUGUCCGCUGCAGUGAGCCACUUCCUGAACUGCUUCCUGAGCUCUUUCCCAGACGCCGUGGCCCACCUGCCUGCAGACGAGCUGGUCUCACGCAAGAAAAACAAGAAGAGACGGAACAGGGUGCCUGGAGGAGGAGACAACACGGCCUGGGCCAGCCUGACCCCCAGCGAACUGUGGAAGAACAUCGGUACCGAGGCUCGCACUUAUUACCACUACGCUCUACAGUGUGAGAGUGUGGACCAGGCAGUCGAGAAAUACGGCCUGCAAAAGAUCACCCUCCUGAGAGAAAUCUCCAUAAAAGCUGGCAUCCAGAUCCUGAUAAAGGAGUACAACUUCGAUAGCCGACACAAGCCAGCUUUCACAGAGGAAGACAUCCUGAACAUCUUCCCAGUAGUAAAGCACGUCAACCCUAAAGCCUCAGAUGCCUUCCAUUUCUUCCAGAGUGGUCAAGCCAAAGUCCAGCAAGGUUUCCUGAAAGAAGGAUGUGAGUUAAUUAACGAGGCCUUGAACCUCUUCAACAACGUGUAUGGAGCCAUGCAUGUGGAGAUUUGUGCCUGUCUGCGCCUCCUGGCUCGUCUCAAUUACAUCAUGGGAGACCACCCUGAGGCCCUCAGUAACCAGCAGAAAGCUGUGCUGAUGAGUGAGAGAGUGCUGGGUAUUGAGCAUCCUAACACCAUUCAAGAAUACAUGCACUUGGCUCUGUACUGCUUUGCUAACGGGCAGCUGUCCACGGCACUGAAGUUGCUGUACCGUGCCCGCUAUCUCAUGCUGUUAGUGUGUGGAGAGGACCAUCCUGAGAUGGCUCUGCUAGAUAGCAAUAUUGGUCUGGUGCUACAUGGAGUGAUGGAGUAUGACCUCUCACUACGCUUCCUAGAAAAUGCCUUGGCCAUCAACUCCAAAUACCAUGGACACCGAUCCCUUAAAGUUGCCCUCAGUUACCACCUCGUGGCCCGGGUGUAUGAGAGCAAGGCUGAAUUCCGCUCAGCUCUGCAGCACGAGAAGGAGGGCUACACCAUUUACAAGAACCAGGUUGGUGAAGCUCAUGAAAAGACCAAGGAGAGUUCAGAGUACCUGAAGUACCUCACACAGCAGGCUGUGGCCCUACAGAGAACCAUGAAUGAGAUUUACAAGAAUGGCUCCAAUGCCAGCAUCAUGCCUCUCAAAUUCACAGCUCCAAGCAUGGCCAGUGUCCUGGAGCAGCUCAACAUUAUCAAUGGCAUCAUCUUUAUUCCUCUCAGCCAAAAGGACCUGGAGACCCUGAAGGCAGAAGUCCAACGCCGGCAGCAACUACAAGACUCUGGGAAGAGUGAGGAACAUCAGGAGAACGGUCAGCUGGCACUGGACGACAAACUUCCCGUCGAUGAUUAAUCCCACCCGCUGUACCCUGUAGCAGGGAAAGCCAUUGAUGCAACAGUCAUCUGCUUGAACCUGUAGAACUGAGAACUAAGAUGUGUAAUUUAAAUGAGUAUAUUUGAGCUUAAAGCGGAGGGAACAGACAGGAAAAUGUACAGCAAUCGGUACAGUAAAAAGCAGUCAUGAAAAGCACCGGAACCAGUGUUUAAUGCGGGCAGGCACAGGGCCAGACUUAAGGCUCUCUUGCAGUUACUGUUUUCCUGCCAGUUUGUCUGAAGCUGGUGACCAAGAAUGACCAUGACGUUGUAUGCUAGAGCAUUAUCCAUCCAUCCAUUUUCACAUCUUACUAUCCAUCUGUUGAGCUGAGCCCUCACGAUCUCAUCUUCUCCCUUUUAAGUGUUUAGGAGUCCAAGCCAUCCUCAGGUGACUUCUAUGCUGCUCGAGAUGCGAGCGGAAAGAAAAUUUCAAAAAAGAUGCACAAAAAAUGAGACAGAGGCUUCAGAAUGUACACACUAUGGUCUAGCUUUCAAAGGCCAUUUACAAAUAAUGGUCCCGUUUUGUCCCGUACCGUUAACAUACCAAGUGAUGGCUGCUGAGUGUUCACGACGUUACAGAUGCGUUCUCAUCUAAAAAUUUUCCAAUUGAUCACAGAAGUUCUGUAAAAAGCUAACCUAAUUUUUUUUCUUUCUUUUUUUUCCCUUUUUGUAGUAGUAAGUGUUUGGGGGAAUUAAAGCCAUUUUAUAUCCUUCAUCAAACCAUUUAAUUUAAGCUUUGUCUGUUUUAUAGAGAUAUAUUCAAAAGAUGUGGAUGUCUGUAAGGUGUGACAAACUUGAUUAAUGUUCAUUGAAAUGCAGGUUCAAAUGGUCCAGCUUAAAUAUGAUCAUUUGAAUCUUUAUCUUUUCAGUUCUCUCUCUGUGUGUGUGUGUUGGUUAUACUUGUGCAGAUAUCUUGAGAGGAUGCCUCUACAGGUACUACUGCUGCUUAGACAAAAUCAUUCUGAAUCAUAUUUUUCUAUAUACACUUGUUAUAAACAUGGGAUGACUAGUAGAAACUUGAAUAAUGGAUGAACAUGCAGUAUUUGGCACUUUAGCAUGUUGAAAAGAACCAUUGCUGUAGUGUUUUUUGAAAGACUGGACUUCUUUUGACACCGACACGCCUAGUUUUUUGACACUUCUCAUUUCCAGCAGUUACAGGACCCUUUUCUGUAUUACAUCUUUCCCUUUACCAGUAUAUAGUGCACUUUUUCCAAAACUAGCACCAGAAAUGGAUGAGGGAGGCUGCUUUUGUGUAAUGUACCAAAAAAAGAAGAAAGGAUGACGAACACCGUGCUUGCCUGUAUAAAUGCUGUGUGGAUCUACCGUCCAAAUGCCAAACUUGUUGCUGUGAUAAAUGUACAAGUUUAAAGCAAUAGAAAUGCAGGCACUGGCCCUCUGUGUGCUGCUGUAGUCUGCACUUGAAGGGAAGACGGAUUGCUAAACUGAUUUUGUCGGUGUGUGUGUGUGUUUCUUAUGAAAAAAACUGGCGUUUUCUAAGAACAGGGAAAGAGUAAUUGGAUGUUUUAUUGCUUCUGAACAAAAACAGAGCAAAUCACCCUGUAAAUGUUGAGAUUUGUCUGUUUUUGCUUUGUAAUGGAACCAGGCUGGUAUGUGUCCUAUCUUUCUAUGCCUUCCAGAGGGUUAAAAAUCUUGAUUAUGCUCAAUGUGUUCCUUUUUGUUGUUGCUUUACCCUUUGUUUGCCUACCAGUAGCUUACCAAGGAGCCACGUUGUAUGCUGGGCUUGUCUCGGGCUGCAGUACUCUUAGUAGCCACUAAGGUGUGUGAUAAUCUAACAAAGGCUCUUUGCGAUCAACUUGCAAUUGACAAAUAAACACAGUUUAUAAUGGAACACAAAGCAUCAUUACUAAUUUAAACUCUGUGAAUGCAAUUGCUUUAAAGUAGAAGUUCAUUAGGCUUGAUUAAAAUCGAUCAGAGUCCCAUACUUCUAAAUGGCUGGAAUAUUUAACACAAUUCUUAUAUAUCCCUCUAUAACGGCUGAAAUGUUUGUAAAUAUCAUUGAUUCUCAUUGGCUGUAUGCAAAAAAAAAAAAGUGUUGGUGUUAUUUCAAUUUAGUUUGAUUUUUUUGUUUGCUUUUCAUUGAUGAGAAUUAGUGCAAUAGAAAACAAAUUGUCAACUACAUACUUAGGUCUUUUGGGGUUCAUAUUUUUUGACGUUAAGAGGACGCAAUGCAGUUUACAAAAGACGCUUACAGUUUUUAAUUGGAACUGUCUGUCUUUUUAGGUUUUUUUGAUGUUCACAGAAGUGAUUGUGUGAAAGAUUGCAUUCAAAAAAAGAAGAUUCACAGAUUUGUAAUCUGAUGAACACUUCAUUGCACCACACACUACUCAUUUGGAGAAUAUAAUACAAUCUGCAUAAUCAAAGCCUUCUCAAUCCCACCGUUUCAGAUGUAGCUUCCAGAUAUUUGCUUGUAUGUAUAUGAUCUGAUAUUAUCUCUAAGCGCAAAUAUUAAAUCUAGAAAAUCAGACGUCAUCGAAAAAGCCACCAGUACUAUUUUAAAGACACAUUGUUGAAAUUCACGUCAAUGUCACCUGCUGUCUAACUCACACUCAGAACUGAACCUGUUUCCCUCGUUUUGGAUCAUUAACCUGUAAAAUCCGUCCAGACCAUUGUGUGUCUGUCUUUCUUUUUCUUUCUUAUUCAUUUUUGAUGUGAAACUUGUCUGUUGUGCUCCAUAAAUAAUAAUCUAAUUAUUUUUGAUCGGAGUAUGCUUUUGUAUUAAAAAGAAAUAAAGGAACUAGCAAAUAUUGAGUGGGUUCAGUGAGGUUUAACAGUCUACAUUUGUUCAGCUUUUAAACGUGGUGUUCUGAAAUUCUUGCAUUCUGCAGAUAUUGCAUGCAAAGUAAUCUACUAAUCAUGUACUAAUGUAGGCUUAUUAUAUUGUAUAUGUGCUUUGUAUAAUCUAGACAAGUCAUCUGUCAUGCCUUAAAAAUCAUCUGCUUUAAUCUAUAGUAUAGAUAGAUAGAUAGAUAGAUAGAUAGAUAGAUAGAUUUCCUUUAUCCCUAAAAAAUUACAAACCCAUUACUUACCUCACCUUUAACCUUUAGAGACUGGUAUCUCUGUAAAUUGUCUGUAGUGUGUGAAUGAGUGUGCCAUUAUGCCCUGUGAUGGGUUACACCCCACCCCACCCCACUGGUGUUCCACCAGUCCCCUUGGAUAGACCCCAGGCUCCUUGUGACCAUGUGUAGGAUAAACAGUACAGGUAGUUCACAUAAAGGUAAUACUGUUAAUUAAGAUCAUGUAAAAAUGCACAACAGUACCAGAUGAACAACAUGCAUGGCUUACUUUAUGCCUCUUCAAUUUACCCAAGCUCUCUUCCCCUAUUCAUGUAAAUGAUAUUUAGUCCAACCAUUGCGUUGAUCCCUAUAUGAGUCUUUGUCAUAUUUACCAAUAAGGACAACAAAAUCACUAAUAUUUUAGUUCACGUUUAAGCUUGCCAUUAACAUGAAAUCCGGCAGGUGACGUCAUUAACAGGUGCCUCGUGGGGUCAGGUUGAUCAUGACUGAUACCGCUGUGACCGCGCUCAGUUUGAGGUCAUUGACAAUUCCCUCAGAUAAGUUUAGUUUUCAGUCCAAUUUUAAACUUAUUUCAAUAAAUGGUUCCAAAGACCGUGUAAUUGGAUAAUUACUGGUUACAGUCAAAGCGACCUGAAUUGUUAAAAUUAGACUGUUAGAAAGUGAAGGGCGUGCGCUCCGCUUCGCUGUAAGUCAGCCUACGCGCAUGCGCAGUCCGUGGUAGCGAAUGCUGUAGAGAAAACAACGGUAGCUGCUAGGAGCUAACCAGAGAGAAGGGGCACGGAGGUAGACCUACAUCUUUCAGGUCAUCUUCUUUACCAACAUUUAAUUGCUUCCCGUUUGCCUGGCUCCUGUGGAUACGAAUUCGGUGGUGACACUAUAGGAUGCAGUGACAGUCUGACUGGUGGAUGUUCGCAGACUGUCUUUGCGCAGUGUUCACUGGAGCUGGUCUGUCAGGGGAAGAAUACAGUGUGAGCAGCAUACAUCCCUGUGAGCCUGAGUCUGUGUUCGAUCGGUGAUCUCCUGCCAAGGAGACAGCAGCUGCUGCACACCUUCACCUGACCCCCCUCUUCCCUCCCCACUGCCAACAUGGUGCUGUCACAGAGACAACGGGAUGAACU
Molecule: messenger RNA, 8631 nt
Organism: Hemibagrus wyckioides
Lineage: Eukaryota; Metazoa; Chordata; Actinopteri; Siluriformes; Bagridae
Product: lissencephaly-1 homolog A
Exons: 28
Coding region: 250-4458 (1402 amino acids)
Biological process (GO): intracellular distribution of mitochondria
Cellular component (GO): cytoplasm
Molecular function (GO): protein binding; mRNA binding
Source: RefSeq, a predicted model, not a curated record